Camarhynchus parvulus is the source of this 6499-nucleotide messenger RNA. RefSeq names its product ALMS1 centrosome and basal body associated protein (gene ALMS1). Gene Ontology annotation, molecular function: DNA strand exchange activity. Lineage: Eukaryota; Metazoa; Chordata; Aves; Passeriformes; Thraupidae. Gene Ontology annotation, biological process: regulation of centriole replication; DNA recombination. The record is from RefSeq and is a predicted model, not a curated record. Gene Ontology annotation, cellular component: centriole; centrosome; cytosol. The coding region runs from base 1 to 6135 and encodes 2044 amino acids. The transcript has 19 exons.
AUGUCCCCUGCCCCUGGGGAGCAGGCCCCUCCCCAGAGCGCUGUGGCAGAGGCCUGUGGGCGUUUGGAGUCCCUGAAGCUGGAAUCUCCCUGCCCUGGCAGGAUGCAGUCCUUCCCCUCGCUGGGGUUCCUGGAGAAGCAUGGGAGCUCCCCAGCAGAGGAGCACCAGGACUGUGGGGAGAAGGGAGAUCAGUCCCUCAGCCUCAGUAUUCCCAGUGGCCACGACAUCGUGGACAGCUUUGGAGCCAUUUCCUUGGAGAGUCUGAAUUUCCCUGUUGGCCCUGAGGAGCCUCAGGGGGCCCUGGUGGUGCCCAGGCCGUGCCCCAGUGCAGGAGGGAACAGCCCCAUCCCCUCUGGAGCAGCCCUGGAGACUCCCAAGAAAGAAGAGCUGAAUAUUGAAGAAAGGAUCCCGGGGAGCAGGAGGAGAGGGAAGGGAGGGUUGGUGGCUCUCUCAAAGACCAGGCUCUCCGUGUCCAAACUGCUGAUUGUUCUUGAUCUAUCCCUGCCCCAAGUGCUGAUUGUUCCUGAUCCAUCCCUGCCCUCAGUGCUGAUUGUUCCUGAUCCCUCAGUGCUGAUUGCUCCUGAUCCCUCAGUGCUGAUUGUUCCUGAUCCAUCCCUGCCCUCAGUGCUGACUGUCCCUGUUCCCCCCCAGGUGUACCUGUGCAACCUGGGCAAUGCAGUGCCAGGGGAGCUCAGGAUCCACCCUGCCCUCAGUGCUGACUGUCCCUGUUCCCCCCCAGGUGUACCUGUGCAACCUGGGCAAUGCAGUGCCAGGAGAGCUCAGGAUGUCCCCCUGCCCUCAGUGCUGACUGUCCCUGUUCCCCCCCAGGUGUACCUGCGCAACCUGGGCAUCGAGCAGUCCCCUGGCACCAUCCUGGCCCCCUUCGUGCCCCUCGGGCCCCUCCGGGAGCUGGAGUUCUCCCCAUGGGGGCUCAGGAGCCUGCAGCCCCCCCUGGACACGGCCCCUCUGGACAGGGUCCCCCCACAGGCUCAGGGUGCGCUGCUGCCAGCCUUUGAGAUGUCCCAGGCCAGCUUUGGCUCGGACGUGUCCCCUCUGAGCGUGUCCCUCUCCGUGGGCUCCGCAGCUGGCUCGGAGCAGGACCAGGACCUGCUGUCCCCCCAGGAGCUCGGUGCCAGCUCCCCCACGCUCUCUGGGAACUCCCCCGCCAGCCAGGGCAGUGUGCCAGGCCCCCAGCUGGAGGGGGGUGGCACAGAGGGGUCCCCUGGACGUGCUGGGGCAGAGCAGGACCUGCCCAGCUGCUCCUCGGGCAGGGGUCCCCAGGCUGGGGGGAGAAGGGCUCAGGGUGCCCUUGCUGACCCUGAGUGCAGGAGCUCAGACAGCAGCCAGCAGGGAUGGGCUCCGGGGGCUUUGUCUGGGCUUGGGAAUGACAUGGGAUUGGACAGGGCAUCCUCGAGCUCCGGGGUGGGAAGUGAGAGCAGCCAAGGCCAGGAAAGGGAACCCCUGAUGGGCCCUGGGGCCCUGCAGGAGCUCCGGGAGCUGCUGGCACAGGCAGAGGGUCUGGCUGCCAGCUGGAGCCGUCCUGCUGGCCCCACAGCCUCCUGCAGGGAGCAGGGUGAGAGGGAGGAGGGUCCCAAGGGUGCCAGGUUAGGCCAGGACUGGAUCCCCGAGCUGCAGGAGACACUGUCGUGGGAUGAGGCUGUGACCCCGAGGGGUGUGCGGGCACAGGAGCUGGGCAUGCACCCUCUGCAUUCUGCCAGCUGCCAGCUGGCAUGGGGACACCCUCUGGCUGUCAGCUCCCAGCACAGGGAACGGCCAAGGGCAGGGAAAUCCGCGGGGAGGUGGGAGCCAGAGGGGAGCAGCAGUGUGGGCAGGAGCCAGGCUGCCCGUGUGGGGCUGGCACAGAGCACUGCCAGCAGCUGCCUGGGCACUGGCACAGCCCCACAGCCGGGCCAUCCUCCCUCCCUGGAGCCCCUGGCAGUGCCCCCGAAGGCUGCCCGUGUGGGGCUGGCACAGAGCACUGGCACAGCCCCACAGCCGGGCCAUCGUCCCUCCCUGGAGCCCCUGGCAGUGCCCCCGAAGGCUGCCCGUGUGGGGCUGGCACAGAGCACUGGCACAGCCCCACAGCCGGGCCAUCGUCCCUCCCUGGAGCCCCUGGCAGUGCCCCCGAAGGCUGCCCGUCCGGGCAGUGCCCCGGGGGUGGUGCAGGGCAGCCUGCCCGGGGCUGGGGCUGCCCGGAGCCUGCCCGAGGCUGUGCAGAGCCGAGCCGGGUCUGCCCUGAGCCCCGCGGGCAGCAGCAGCAGCGGGGACUCGCUGGCCGCCCGUGUCCGCAGCCUCCUGGGCACCGCCGGCCCCGGGAGCCCGGCCAGCCGCGUCCUGAGGAGCGCCGAGGAGCACGAGAGGAGGAUCCGAGCCUGGGUGAAGAUGAAACUGGCCAGCCAGUCCCAGGAGUGUGGGGCAGACUGGGAUGAAGAGCCCCAGCUCAGGAUGGAGGGAAUCAAGGCAGAGCUGCUCCCAAAGACCAGGGAACCUGCACCAGCCAAGGAGGAGGUCCCACCUGGCCACACCCAGCUCCAGCACAUCCCACCUGGCCGCACCCAGCUCCAGGACAUCCCACCUGGCCACACCCAGCUCCGGGAGAUCCCACCUGGCCACACCCAGCAGGAGGAGAUCCCACCUGGCCACACCCAGCUCCGGGACAUCCCACCUGGCCACACCCAGCAGGAGGAGGUCCCACCUGGCCACACCCAGCUCCGGGACAUCCCACCUGGCCGCACCCAGCUCCAGCACAUCCCACCUGGCCACACCCAGCUCCGGGAGAUCCCACCUGGCCACACCCAGCUCCAGGACAUCCCACCUGGCCACACCCAGCUCCGGGACAUCCCACCUGGCCACACCCAGCUCCGGGAGGUCCCACCUGGCCACACCCAGCUCCGGGAGAGCUCAGAGGGCCCAGGAGCAGCUGCACAAAGGGGUUUGCUCAAGGGCCCCAGUGAGGUGUUGGCAGAGGGGAGGAGAAGCCCUGAGGAGCCACCUCUCCUUCCAGGAGAGGCUGUGAGGGAGCACAUGGGUCCUGCUCACCCUUCACCUGCAGAUGGGGCUUUGUCCACCAUGCCCGAGGCUCCCUCAUCACCAGUGAAGAGAUUCCUGAGCUGUGUGCACAUCACCCUCUCCUCCAGGGUCCAUCACCCCGGUGCCAGCAGUGCUGGGAACGGGAUCAAGGUGUGGGACAGACCUCCAGGGAAGGCCCAGGCAGUGACUUUACAAGCAGCUCCAGCAGCUUCAGUGGAAGGUGUUCCUAAAUCCCCUCCUGCUGAGGGCAUUCCCAGCUCAGCUGAGCCAGUGGCCCCAGCAGAUCCCAGCCAGGGGCUGUGCCCCCGGCAGGAGCUGCAGGGCAGGGCCAGAGCCCGGCUCACACAGGGCAUGCGCAGCUCUGCCCCUCCUGCAGCACCUGGCAGAAGGACUUGUGAUGCUGCCACCCAGAUCACCACGGAAAGUCCCACCAAAGCCACGUUCUCAGCAGAAGUCUGUGUUGAGCCCCAGCCGGGGGGAAGUGCUGCCCUGCAGCCGUCGCUCCCCAGCGCCCCUGCAGCUCCUGGGAUUGCAGCUCCACCCCACAAGGAGAUUCCUCCCUUCCCAAGGCAGCCUGCCCAGCCCCUGCUGCUGCCCUACAAGCCCUCGGGAAGCUCUGGCAUGUAUUAUGUGCCUUUCCAGACAGCAGGAGGCAGCGUGGAGCCCGAGGCCAGCACAGCCAGCUCCCACUCAGGCUCAGAGGAUGCUCCUGCUGCAGGGAUCCUGGCCCAGGUGCUGGCUCUGGGGGAUGCAGCCUGGGCAGCUGCCCAGCACACAGGGACAGCCCGUGGGCACUGGCCUAAGCUGGCCUGGGCUGAGGAGCACUGGACACCGCUGGGACAGCCUUCAGGGCUCCCAGCUGGUUCUCAGCGUGCAGAACCCUCCCGUGGUGUCCCUGAGCCCCGCACCAUGCCCACCAGGCAGAGCUGCAGCCAGCAGCCCAGGGAGCCCUGCAGGGCCAGGGCUGGAGCUGGGCACGCUGCCCAGGGCACAGCAGGGCAGUUCUUUGCCCUCCCUGCAGAGGCUGACGACAGCAGGAGCGAGGAGCUGAGCGCCAGGCCAUCCUCUGGGCACGGGGCAGCUGGCACGGGGCUGCCCCAGGGCGCUGCUGGCACCGAGCCUGCCCCACGGGGCCGGGCUGCUCACCUGCAGGACAGCGUGGGGAAGGCACCACGGCACAGGGGCCACGCCAGGGGCGGCCUGGACGAGCUGUGGCUGAGCUUCCUGGAGCGCCAGGGCACCCAGCAGCAGCAGCAGCUCAGGAGGAGCGGGGAGCUGACCCUCGUGCAGCGCCUGGAUCGGCUGGCCAGGCUCCUGCAGAACCCCAUCAGGCACACCCUGGCAGCCACAGCUGCUGGGGACAAGGGUCCUGGGCAGGAAAUGCAGGGAAGGGAGCAGCCAGAAACUGGGCUGGCAGGAAAAGCCAGGUCUGGGAGCAGCACGGAGCCAAAGGGAGCACGAGUGGCACAGAGGCCACGUGUGAGCCAUGGCAGCAGCAGCCCAGGGGAGCUCAGGGCAGCCAGGCCGGGGCAGAAGGUGAUCCAGCACCUGGGCAGGAUCCUGGAGGAGCAGCAGCACCUGGGCAGGGUCCUGGAGGAGCAGCAGCACCUGAGCAGGGUCCUAGAGGAGCAGCAGCUCCUGGGCAGGGUCCUGGAGGAGCAGCAGCACCUGGGCAGGGUCCUGGAGGAGCAGCAGCGCCUGGGCAGGGUCCUGGAGGAGCAGCAGCACCUGGGCAUCCCGAGAGACAGCUCCUCAGAGACCAGGCUGAGCGGGGAGCCCAGCAGCUGCAGCACGUGCAGCACCUCGGCGUGGGACACGGGGACAGGGCUGGACACCUCCCCUGCCUCCGGGGACAGCAGCUCCCUGUCCCUGUCCACCAUUGACACAGCCAGGCUGCUCCGGGCCUUCGGGCAGCACAGGCUGGCCCCAAGCACCGACACCCCCAGCCCAGCCCCAGAGCUGUCCCCAGAGCUGUCCCCGAGGCUGGCCCGGCUGUACCGUGCCAUCAGCCAGCAGAAGAGGCGCUCUGAGAAGUGGCAGGAGCAGAACGGAGCAGCAGGGACUGCAGGAUGUCAGAGCCUCGGGAAGGGCCAGCAGAGCCAGAGCGGCAUGCCCUUCUCAGACUCCACCUGUGCCAGCAGCAGCUCCUGGGGCCCCAGCUGUGCCCUGAGCCACAAGAGACGGGCACGGAUGCUGAACAAAGGCAUCCAGGCAGGGGACCUGGAGAUCGUCAGCAGUGCCACCAAGAGGAACACCCGGGACGUUGGGGUGACCUUCCCCACGCCCAGGAGCAGCCAGCAGCUGUGGGAGCCCCCGGGGCAGGGCCAGGGCACAGCCUGGCAGCAGCCCCGGGCACCGCCGGGCAGGCGCCUGACAGACACACGGACCAGGAGGGGCAGGCUGCACUUCCAGCAAGGGACGCCGUGGCUCGUCCCAGCAGAGGACUUGGAAUGUGAAUCAAGGAAAGAAAACCAGCGCAGUGCCUGCCCUGGCCCUGGGCCGGCCUGGUUUGAGCCCUGGAGCAGCACAAAGCCCUGGAGAGAGCCCCUGAGGGAGAAGAACUGGGAGGAGCAGCCCAGGCGGGGCCAGGGGGCAGUGACAGCCCCGGGGGCUGGCAGGGCGCUGGGGCAGCCCCUGGGCAAGCUCACGCUGCAGGAGGCGCUGGCCCUGCACCGCCCCGACUUCAUCUCGCGCUCGGGGCAGCGCCUGCGGCACCUGCGGCUGCUGCGCGAGGAGAGGAGGCUGCACAGGUGCCCGAGGGAGCAGCUGCUGCCAGCCCAGGGGGAAACCCUGCUGCCAGCCCAGGGGGAGCAGCUGCUGCCAGCCCAGCAGCUGUUGCAGCCUGCAAGGAGGAGAAAAGACUGCAGGACUGCAAAUCACCUGGUGUCCAACCGAGGUUUCCUGAUGAGAGAAAAAAGAAGAGCAAUUCCCAAGCAUGAAAUGGUUCAAAGAUCCAAAAGGAUGUACGAGCAGCUCCCCGAGGUGAGGAGGAAGAGGGAGGAGGAGCAGAGGAGGCAGGAGUACAGCUCCUACCGCCUGCGGGCUCAGCUCUACAAAACUAAGAUCACCAGCCGUGUCCUGGGGAAGAAGGUGUCCUGGAGCUGACCUCAGCCAGCCUGGGCUGAGCACACACAGCCCUGGCACAGGGAGAAGGCACUAAAUGCUUCUGCAGCCCCACUUUGUGCUCUUGGCUCCCUUCUGUGCUCACCGGUCCUGCCCUACGUGAGAAUCAGGGAUUGGGGGGAGUGUCAGGGGUUUAAAUAAAUAGCUGGGGUUUUGUAGUGGUGGUAGGCACUUCCAGAGGAAACACAGUGUGGAAAAACUUGGUUGAUAACAUAUUUAUAACUCCCUGAUUGGAAUAGCAGUUUUAUAUAUUUAUUUUCAAUAGGUUUUAACAAGGAUUUUUAAACUUUUUAAAAUUCACAUCUUAAUGUAGAAAAUUCACUUGUUAUGUUUUGUACUUCAAUAA